Dipodomys spectabilis (banner-tailed kangaroo rat) is the source of this 2604-nucleotide messenger RNA. It is a transcript of the gene Podn, whose product is annotated as podocan. The record is from RefSeq and is a predicted model, not a curated record. NCBI's taxonomy places the organism in Eukaryota, Metazoa, Chordata, Mammalia, Rodentia, Heteromyidae. Bases 80 to 1897 code for a protein of 605 amino acids. The transcript is spliced from 11 exons. Gene Ontology annotation, molecular function: protein binding.
UCCACUUGAAUGGGCGCUCGCGGCCGCGCAGCGCAGCCGAGACCCGGGAGCGCGUUCCGCCGGACAAGCGCCGGAGCAGAUGCCAGCAGACACCAUGACCCAGAGCAGGGUGCUGCUGCUUUUGCUGCUCUUGAUGCCUCAGCUGCUCCUGGGACUGAACACUGAGGAGGAUGAGUUUGUGGAGGAGGAGCCUGUGCUAGUCCUGACCUCUGAGGAUCCACGGCCUACCUCAGGCCCCAUCGACUGUCCCCGAGAUUGUUCCUGCUCCCAGGAGGGGGUUGUGGACUGUGGCGGCAUUGACUUGCGGGAGUUCCCAGGAGACCUGCCUGAACACACCUACCGUCUGUCCCUGCAGAACAACCAGCUGGAGAAGAUCUACCCUGAGGAGCUGACUCGGCUGCAGCAACUAGAGACUCUGAACCUCCAGAAUAACCGUCUGACUUCCCAAGGGCUCCCGGAGGAGGCAUUUGAACAUCUGAACAACCUCAAUUACCUGUACCUGGCCAAUAACAAGCUGACACUGGCACCAAGAUUCCUGCCAAACACCCUGAUCAGUGUGGACUUUGCUGCCAACUCCCUCACCAAGAUCUAUGGGCUCACCUUUGGCCAGAAGCCUAAUUUGAGGUCUGUGUACCUGCACAACAACAAGCUGGCGGAUGCCGGGCUCCCAGAGAACAUGUUCAAUGGCUCCAGUAACGUGGAGGUCCUCAUCCUGUCCAGCAACUUCCUGCGCCACGUGCCCAAGCACCUGCCUCCUGCCCUGUAUAAGCUGCACCUCAAGAACAACAAACUGGAGAAGAUCCCGUCUGGAGCCUUCAGUGAACUGAGCAACCUACGUGAGCUGUACCUGCAGAAUAACUACCUGACUGACCAGGGCCUGGACAAUGAGACCUUCUGGAAGCUCUCCAGCCUGGAGUACCUGGACCUGUCCAGCAACAACUUGACUCGGGUCCCAACUGGGCUUCCACGCAACUUAGUCCUGCUGCACCUGGAGAAGAAUGCCAUCCAGAGUGUGGACGCUAAUGUGCUGACCCCCAUCCGCAACCUUGAGUACCUCCUGCUGCACAACAACCAGCUGCAGGCCGAUGGCAUCCACCCGCAGGCUUUCCAGGGUCUCAAGAAGCUGCACACGGUGCAUCUGUACAACAACUUGCUGGAACGUGUGCCCAGUGGCCUGCCUCGCCGAGUGCGCACGCUCAUGAUCCUGCACAACCAGAUCACCGGCAUUGGCCGUGAGGACUUUGCCACCACCUACUUCCUGGAGGAGCUCAACCUCAGCUACAACCGCAUCACCAGUCAGCAAAUGCACCGGGAUGGUUUUCGCAAGCUGCGCCUGCUGCGCUCACUCGACUUGUCUGGUAAUCGCCUCAACAAGCUGCAGCCCUGUCUGCCCCGUAAUGUGCAUGUGCUAAAGGUCAAGAACAAUGAGGUGGCCACCCUGGCACGUGGGGCAUUGGCAGGCAUGAGCCAGCUGCGGGAGCUCUACCUCACCAGCAACCGGCUGCGGAGCCAAGCCUUGAAACCAGAAACUUGGGCAGACCUACAGCAUCUGCAGCUGCUGGACAUUGCUGGGAAUCAGCUCACAGAGAUCCCUGAAGGGCUUCCUGAGUCUCUUGAGUACCUGUACCUGCAGAACAACAAGAUUAGCAGUGUGCCUGCCAAUGCCUUCCACUCCACACCCAACCUCAAGGGGAUCUUCCUCAGGUUUAACAAGCUGGCCAUGGGCUCCGUGGUGGAAAGUGCCUUCCAGAGACUGAAGCAUCUGCAAGUCUUAGACAUUGAAGGCAACUUUGAAUUUGUUGGAGCUCCCAAGGACCCUGGUUGCUUCGACGAGGAAGAAGAAGAGGAGGAAAAAGAGGAAGAAGAGGAAGAAGAAGAAGAAGAAGAAAAGAGAUAGUGAAGUGGUGAUACCUAUCCGACCUUGGAUGAUGGACCACUGGAUUCCUUUCUGCAGCACAGGCCUGUGCCCUGCGAGCCCCAGUUCUGCCAUGCUCAGCAUUGAACCCAUGGGGGUACCCUGCAUUUCACAGAUCGAGCCACCCUCCAAACAGUCCUCUCCAGUCCAGGCCACCACUGCUGCCACACCUGCCCUCUGAGCCAUGCAGGCUCCAGAAGGGUCUGGCACACUCAGGCGGUGCCCCCCUCCUCCCCCCCCCCCAUUGUCACACGGAUGUUCCACAAACACAGUCAUGUGCAAACAAUCCUCCAUGGCCUUUGUCACUGACAGCUCUUGCUCCCAGCCAGAACUGGACAGAACAGCUCACCCCCUGCCUUGCACACUGUCCAUCUGUCCGUCUGUCCCCUGGAGAAGACACCAUGGACGAGAGCCUCUCCAUGACUUGUCCUGGCUGGCCACAAGUGCUUUCUGAUGGACAAGCCCACUAGGACAGCAGGAGGCUUUUUAGUGCUCCUGGGGACCUUGGGCAAGAGUGAGGUGAAGACCCUGCAGCCAGGAGGAGCCAGGCAGGAGGGGCCCAGAUGCUCCUAGGAGACAUUCUGUUCUUUGGGUCUGCAGGGAAAUUUUUGGUGCCUUCGAUUUUGUUUUAUAAGGAAUUUUUUUUUGUAAAAAUGUUAAAGUCGAUUUUUCUUAUUACAGAAAACUAA